Molecule: messenger RNA, 1326 nt
Organism: Eptesicus fuscus (big brown bat)
Lineage: Eukaryota; Metazoa; Chordata; Mammalia; Chiroptera; Vespertilionidae
Gene: TSSK4
Product: testis specific serine kinase 4
Exons: 4
Coding region: 224-1228 (334 amino acids)
Biological process (GO): microtubule cytoskeleton organization; protein phosphorylation; intracellular signal transduction
Cellular component (GO): cytoplasm
Molecular function (GO): ATP binding; tau-protein kinase activity; protein serine/threonine kinase activity
Source: RefSeq, a predicted model, not a curated record
ACAACAGCUAGUGGAGACAAAGAAUUGCUUCUCCCUUUUCCCCCUCCAUGUUCCCAGUGGAGAGCUGAACCCAGCAUCCCAGAUUUGUGUGACUGCACAGGCAAGCAUUUGGAGACUAACUUCACGUUGGUACCCUAGCCCUCGGUGGCUCAAGGUGUUGGUUUUCUGAGCAGACAGGAGGCUCUUAAGUAGCACAGCUCCCUGCUCUCAGCAAGCCCAGCACAUGGGGAAGGGAGACACCCAGGAGGCAGCACCAACCACUUCAGCCUACCGCUCCGUCAUGGAGGAGUACGGUUAUGAAGUGGGCAAGGCCAUUGGCAAUGGCUCCUAUGGGACAGUGUAUGAAGCUUACUACACAAAGCAGAAGGUCAUGGUGGCUGUCAAGAUCAUUUCAAAGAAGAAGGCCUCUGAGGACUAUCUUAACAAGUUCCUGCCUCGUGAGAUACAGGUAAUGAAGGUCCUGCGGCACAAGAACCUCAUCAACUUCUACCAGGCCAUCGAGACCACGUCCCGUGUGUACAUAAUUCUGGAGCUGGCUCAGGGCGGCGAUGUCCUUGAAUGGGUCCAGCGCUACGGGGCCUGCUCUGAGCCCCUUGCGGGCAAGUGGUUCUCCCAGAUGACCCUGGGCAUCGCCUACCUGCACAGCAAGGGCAUCGUGCACCGCUUUUCUGCUCCUUAUAGGGACUUAAAGUUGGAGAACUUAUUGCUGGACAAGCGGGAGAAUGUGAAGAUAUCAGACUUUGGCUUCGCCAAGAUGGUACCUUCUAACCAUUCUGUGCGCAAUAGCCCUUCUUUACACCAAAGGAACUGUUUUACCCACCUCAGCCAGACCUACUGUGGCAGCUUUGCUUAUGCCUGCCCAGAGAUCUUGUUAGGCUUACCCUACAACCCUUUCCUGUCUGACACCUGGAGCAUGGGCGUCAUCCUCUACACUCUACUGGUGGCCCGUCUGCCCUUUGAUGACACCAAUCUCAAGAAGCUGCUGAAAGAGACUCAGAAGGAGGUCACUUUUCCACCUAAUUUGUCCAUCUCCCAGGAGUGCAAGAACCUGGUCUUCCAGACGCUACGUCAAGCCACCAAGCGUGCCACCAUCCUGGACAUCAUCAAGGAUCCAUGGGUGCUCAAGUUCCAGCCUGAGCAACCCACCCAUGAGAUCAGGCUGCUUGAGGCCAUGUGCCAGCCGCUCAGCACGGCGAAUCGUCGCCCAUCCUUGGAAAUCAGUAUCUGAAAGUGGCUGAGGCAGGGGUUGAGAGAGGAGCAAAGCAGGAAGGGUCUGGGGCAAAAAUCUUUUAUACCAAAAAUAAAUCUAAUUCUGAUUUAGUUUCA